Sinocyclocheilus anshuiensis is the source of this 2241-nucleotide messenger RNA. RefSeq names its product transmembrane protein 185-like. The coding region runs from base 92 to 1144 and encodes 350 amino acids. Lineage: Eukaryota; Metazoa; Chordata; Actinopteri; Cypriniformes; Cyprinidae. The record is from RefSeq and is a predicted model, not a curated record. The transcript has 7 exons.
CUGAACUCUGAAGCGAGUGAGUCAGUGAGUGCUAGUCAGUUAGUCAACCUUCCCUUCUCACUUCAUCUAACUAUGGUCUGAAGAGGAAACCAUGAAUCUCCGAGGCGUUUUUCAAGAUUUCAACCCUAGUAAGCUCCUGAUCUACGCCUGCCUGCUGCUCUUCUCUGUGCUGCUGUCGCUGAGGCUGGAUGGCGUCAUCCAGUGGAGCUACUGGGCGGUGUUUGCUCCCAUCUGGCUCUGGAAACUCAUGGUCAUCAUUGGGGCUUCCGUGGGCACCGGGGUUUGGGCGCACAACCCACAGUACAGGGCUGAGGGUGAGACCUGCGUGGAGUUUAAGGCCAUGCUGAUCGCUGUGGGGAUCCACCUCCUCCUGCUCACCUUCGAGGUGCUGGUGUGUGACCGUGUGCAGCGGGGUUCACACUUCUGGCUUCUGGUCUUCAUGCCGCUCUUCUUCGUCUCGCCCGUCUCAGUGGCGGCGUGCGUGUGGGGAUUCAGGCACGACCGGUCGCUUGAGCUGGAGAUCCUGUGCUCUGUAAAUAUUCUUCAGUUCAUCUUCAUCGCUUUGAGACUGGAUAAGAUCAUCAGCUGGCCGUGGUUGGUGGUGUGCGUACCGCUGUGGAUUCUCAUGUCCUUCCUGUGUCUGGUGGUGCUCUAUUACAUUGUCUGGUCUGUGCUCUUCCUGCGGUCCAUGGAUGUCAUUGCCGAGCAGCGGCGCACACACAUCACCAUGGCAAUCAGCUGGAUGACCAUAGUGGUGCCCCUGCUUACCUUUGAGAUUCUUCUCGUUCACAAGCUGGAUGGUCAUUAUAACUCCAGCUACGUCCCGGUGUUUGUUCCCCUCUGGGUUUCUUUGGUGACUCUAAUGGUGACAACAUUUGGCCAGAAAGCAGGCAAUCACUGGUGGUUCGGCAUUCGGAAAGACUUCUGCCAGUUUCUUCUCGAACUCUUCCCCUUCCUGAGGGAGUAUGGCAACAUAUCCUAUGACCUGCACCACGAGGACUCCGAGGUGUCCGAGGAAUUGCCCAUCCACGAGGUGCCUAAAAUCCCUCCCAUGCUUCGUAAGAAGACGGGUGUGGUGGUCACCCAAAGUCCUGGGAAAUACUUUGUGCCGCCUCCCAAACUGUGCAUCGACAUGCCGGACUAACAUUCAAAACUCUGUCCUUGUUCGGCUGUUCAUGAACCGUAUAGCACUAUGUGCUGGGCUCCGCUUCAGGAUGUACCAUUUACGAAGAAAAAUCCAAUCUACACAGAUGCUUCUCCUGAGACUCUUAAGGAAAGACUCUUGAGCUCAAAUACUGGCUCCCAAGCGUUUUGUAUACCAUAGCCUUGUGUCUGUAAAAUCCAUAGAUGGGACCUGUUGCCUUCUGGAGCGGAUGUUUGAACUUUCCAGACAACUCAAAGUCAAAGGACUCGCCGAGAGACUGUAAUCUGUAAAUAAGCAAAGUGUUUCGUUUUUUACCAGUUGUGUGUUUUCUGUAUUUUAAAUCCAUGUGUGGUGUAGGCAUUCAGUUACUCAUCCGUCGGUCUUAGCUACAUCCAAACAUUCGUUCUGAAUCUGCGAGAUUUUUCUCUGUGGGAAUACACGACGGUUCCUCAUUUCCACUGUGAUUGCAGCCUUUUCUGUGGAAGAAAAUCAUUGGUAUAAAAGCGUUAUUUACGUCAAUCAUUUCUUCAUCUGAUAGGCUGCUACCAUAUGUGACUGAGGCUAGCCAAUGAAAACCAUUAGAAGAUUGAUGUUUUCAAUGCAGAACUCUCCAGACUUUCACUCCAGUGUGAUACAUAUUGACUUCACACCCCGUACAGUUAGUAGGUAACCUUUCUUGAAAAUAUAACCACUACCUGUAUGUUCUCUGUCAUUUCAGUCCAUUGAGUUGGCCUCUUACAGUAACAGUUUUCUUUUAAUCCCCUUUUAAUUGCUAUUUAAGUGUUGACCAGUUGCAGUAUGUUGCCUAUAUCCUACACCCAGAUCUGAAAACUUGUAUUUUUAUGUUGGAUACUGUCAUGCAAGACCAUAUGAAAUAUUGCCCUCUUGUUCAAUGGCUAGCAGACAUUUACUUAAUUCACUUUCUCAGCUGGUCUGAGUGAAUAGCCAUAGAAAUGUGGAUGUGGACCAAUAUUACGGUUUCAUUCCCCACUGUACACAUUUACCACUCUCGACGUCCAGUGUGUCCAUUCCUUUGUAAAGGCAAGACAUACCGUAGCUCUCGACAGUGCCUCACAUUAAAAUGUUAUCAUGCAAAA